AUGAGGGAGGAGAAAGGAGAGAGAGAUGAAUUGUUGGAGGAAGUGGCAGUGCAGGGGAGGAGUGGUCUGCUCACAGAAGGCUUGCCACUGCAGUCCUUCCUGGAGGCCCCAGAGCGGCUGGGUGUGGCCCCGCCCCCUGGGCGCCCAGGAAAACCCAAGCAGGGGACGCUCAGGGGACGCUCAGGGGAGGCUCGAACCCCGCCCAACCCGAGAUCAACGCUUCCUGAGAAACUCGGGGUCCCCCUCCCCCAGGACGUGCACCCCGUGAUUGCGCAGCGGCCGGCACUUCCGCACCGCGGGCCCUGCGGCCCGGCCAAGGCGCGCACUCGGUGCCCUGCGCCCCGCGCUCCAGCCACCCCGGAGGCGCUCGCGCCUGGGGAGCGCUGGGGGUUCCCGAGGCGCCCGCGGGCGGAGGGUGAGGGGAAGGAAGGAGGAUUUGCAACAAUACCUCUGGGAGGAGGCAGCCGGGGCAGCGGCGGCGGCGGCGGCUGGAGGCGGAGGCAGAGGCAAAGGAGGAGGUGCCCGGGCACUCCCCUUCCCAUUGUCCCCAGCCCCGGACAGGCCCGGCCCCGCGCCCCGCACCGCGCCCCGCGCCCGGGCCCGAGCCCUGCAGCCAGCCCUUACCUUGCAGCGCCCGGCUCUCCCCUGCUCGCUAAAGCUAUUUAUCCCGGGAAAGCUCGCGCGGGCCCGGGAACGAACCCACAGACAAAAAGUGAAACUUCGGCAGGGCUGGAGCGGCUGCUGACUCAAAACAAGCUGAAUGCCAGAGUUGCAAAGACCAACUUCCAACUCGUCCACUUCACACGUGCGAAAACUGAAGCCCUCGGAAGAGAAAUGACUUGUACAGGGUCAUACACGCCACAGAUCCAGUCGCGGGACCCAGGUGCUCAGCCUCUCAGCGGUGUUCCCGGGGCCCUGACGCCCUUCCUACCCCUGAGUAGCGAAGCUGGACAGAUGUCAGCAGCAACUCAGACCACCCUGCAAAGAUAUCUCGAACUUCCGUGGCCCUGGAGUCAGUUCCUGGAAGGUUCUGAUCGACUGUGAGCCCUGAAUAGCAGUGGUGAUCAGUUGCUUCAGUGCAGCUUCCUCUGGUGCUCAAAUAAAGGAACCCCUGGACCGUAAGGUUUACUUCUCAGCCCUAUCCUAAAGCCCAAAAAGCUUACUCUGUGCUUACAGCUUCAAAAAGUUCUGCGAACUCGGUGAAUAAAUUUGGUGAGAUUUUUUGGGCCAAGAAAAAAGUGCAGAAAUAUAUAUUGCACUAUUUAUUGAGUACCUUCUUAAAGCAAGGUGCUUGAAUUCAGGCAUUCCUGGGUUCAAAUUACUUAAUCCUUUCAAUUUCUCAUCUACACAUAUGAAAAGAACGGGUGUGAAUAAAGGUAAACUUGUUCUUGAAA
Messenger RNA from Manis javanica (Malayan pangolin), 1394 nucleotides. NCBI's taxonomy places the organism in Eukaryota, Metazoa, Chordata, Mammalia, Pholidota, Manidae. The record is from RefSeq and is a predicted model, not a curated record.